AUGGCUAUGAACUAUUUGCAAAGUGUUCCCAAACUGAAAGGGAGGGACAAUUACGAUGAGUGGAGUUUCGCGGCAGAAAACUUGUUAGUGCUAGAGGGCAUGAUUCACUACAUCAAGCCAGCUGUGCCCGGCGCAGAUAUCAAGAUUGCAGACGACGAAAGGACUAAGGCAAAGCUAAUUUUAACCAUCGAUUCAGGACUAUAUGUUCAUAUCAAGGAAACAAAAACCUCGUUGGAACUGUGGACAAAACUGAAAAACAUGUUCGCCGACUCCGGUUUGAUAGUAGCAUAA
Messenger RNA from Leptosia nina, 291 nucleotides. The record is from the annotation of a GenBank genome assembly. Lineage: Eukaryota; Metazoa; Arthropoda; Insecta; Lepidoptera; Pieridae.